AUGUCCUCGUCGCAGCUGUUACUCGACUUGGUGGCCGGCUGGUGGACGGUAGCGGUUCUGGCGUUGUUCGCGGCCGCGGCGUACCACUUUUGCACGUCCACGUUCGGCUACUGGCGCGACCGAGGCGUCCCGUACGUGCGGCCGACUGUUCCACUGUUCGGCAACAUCGGCGGGCUGGCCCUGGGCGUCGAACACCAGGCACGCAUGUUCAGCCGGAUCUACGACGGGUUCCGCGGUCACCGGUACGGCGGGUUCUUCCAGAUGCGCACGCCGCACCUGAUGGUGUGCGACCCGGCGCUAGUGAACCGAGUGCUGAUCGGCGACUUUGCGCACUUCACCGACCACGGCAUGUACACGGCCGGCCCGGACGAGAACCCUCUGGCCAACGGGCUGUUCAACAUGAAAGGCGCCCAGUGGAAGAUCAUGCGGCAAAAGCUGAGCCCCGUGUUCACCGCCGGCAAGCUGCGGCACAUGCGCGGCCAGGUGACCGAGUGCAGCGAGCAGCUGAUGCGCAACGUGGCCGCGGACCUGCCGGCCGGCGGUGGCCAGAUGGAAAUCCGCGACGUGCUCGGCAAGUACUCGACCGACGUCAUCGGCACGUGCGCUUUCGGACUGCACCUGAACGCCAUCAACGACGAGCGGUCCUCGUUCCGUAAACACGGAAAGGCCGUGUUCGCGCCGUCGUUCCGCGUGCUUCUCAAGGAACUGGCCUGGAUGGUGACGCCGGCUCUGAGACGCGCGCUCCGCAUCGGCGACAUGCCGCCGGACGCCGCACAGUUCUUCACCACCGCGUUCACCGACACGAUGAAGUACCGGGAGGAACACAACAUCGUCAGAGACGACUUCAUGCAGUCUCUGAUCCAGGCCAGGACCGACUUGGUAGUCAACAAGACCGAACCGUCAGUUGAAUUCUUGGAAACGGAUAUCGUGGCAAACGCAUUUAUACUAUUCGCUGCUGGUUUUGAAACAGUGUCUACGGCGAUGAGUUUUUGUUUGUAUGAGCUCGCAUUGAAAAAACCAAUACAGGACAAAGUGCGAGAAGAAAUGAACAUGAUGAAGAAGAAACAUAACGCUGAGAUUGACAAUGAUUUUCUAAAGGAUUUACAUUAUUUGGAAAUGGUAUUAGCUGAAACUUUACGGAAGUAUCCACCACUUUUAACACUGUUUAGAGAAGCUACGCAGGAUUACCAGGUACCCGAUGACACAUUUGUAAUCGAAAAAGGUACAAAAGUUCUUAUUCCUGCCUACGCAAUUCAUCACGACUACAGAUACUAUCCCGAUCCGGAGACGUUCGACCCCGAACGGUUCUCACCAGAGGAAAAGGCUAAAAGACCAAAUGGAACUUAUAUGCCGUUUGGCGAUGGACCUCGCUUAUGUAUAGGGAAACGAUUCGCAGAAAUGGAAAUGAAAUUGGCGUUAACCGAACUUUUGACCACGUAUGAAGUGGAACCAUGUGAAAAAACAGACAUUCCAAUGAGAUUCAGUAAAAGAUCACUAAUUAUUACGCCUGAAAAUGGUAUUUGGUUAAAAUUUAAACCCAUACACGCAUCUAAAUAA
This is a messenger RNA of Macrosiphum euphorbiae (potato aphid), 1557 nucleotides long. NCBI's taxonomy places the organism in Eukaryota, Metazoa, Arthropoda, Insecta, Hemiptera, Aphididae. The record is from the annotation of a GenBank genome assembly.